GAAACACGAGUAACUGGAGCUUUCCGUUUCCGUAAGCCCGUCUUCUUCUCACACCCUCGCUCGAACGCCGCCGCGGCGCCGCCACGAGCCGUGCGCGCGAGACGACGGAAAUGGAGAAUCCAAACGGGAGGAAGAAGAAGAGGAAGAGAGGCGGCGACGAGGCAGCCAGUGGAGGCGCCGCCGCCGCCUCCUUCGACCGCGACGUCUUCCCCAUCCUCUUCGCGCGAACCACCCGUCAAAACCAACCCGCCGCCGCUGCCAGCCUCCUGCGCCGCCUUCUCUCCCAGUCGCCCCCGGUGCCGCCGCUCUCCCCUCUCCCAGGAUCCCUCGUCGCGCUCCUGCCCCUCCUCCUCUCCUCCAGCUCGCAUUCCGUGGCCGCGCUGAGCUGCGAGGUGGUCGGCGUGGCGGCGCUGCAGUCCAUGGAGGCCAGCGAGACGCUGGCGUCCGAUGGCGGGAUCGCCAGUGCCUUGGCGCGCGCGCUGGGGUGUGGCAGCCAGCGAGUGUCCGAGGCCGCCUGCAAUGCCGUGAUGGAUCUCUCGGCGUCUUCAGUUGCAAGAGAGCGUCUCUCCGGCUCGCCUGUUCUGCCGAGGCUAUUGAAUCUAUUUUAUCAGGUGAAAUCUACUUUUAAGGUUGUCCGUAGCAGGAUCACCAAGAGUCAAACAAGGAUUUCAGAACCAAAUAAAUAUUUGUGCUUGAUCAUUGACACAAUGGUACUCAUGGUGAAUUCAUGCAAAGUUGACAAGUUGCACAAUCUGCAAAAAGAGCUAGUUAGCAAAGCUGUUCCAUUAUUGUAUGAAAUCUGGAACCAAGUUCGACUCUUGAAAUCAUCAGCUGACUGCGACUGGAAGGAUCAACUUCAGAGUAGAAGUAAUGAGAUAUCUGGAGCUAUAUUUAGGCUUUCAAUGGAUCUUGCUUAUCCAGCCCACCCGGAGCCUGAUGAAGUCAGGAAAAGCAUUUUUGGACAAAGGGAAUCUGACUUCGAAGAUUUUGUCCUGACAUACUGGGAAAAGUCUCCUCAUUUGUGCAAGAAGAGAAGAAACAAUCUAAAGGAGGAUGCUGCGUUCGCUGCAUUGCACAAUUCUUUUGAUCUUACAACACCUGAUGCAAUCAUCGAGUCAUUCAUACAGGGGCUUGUUUCUUGCCCUGCUAUUGUUUCGGAUGAACUCAACAUAAAUUCAUUUCUCCUUGAUGUUCAUGAUUGCUUGGGUGCUGCUGCCAAGUAUAGGCAAGAUGUAAGAGUCGUGAGAACACAAGGCCAGACUUCAAGGGGAUCUGGGAAGGAGGAGCAUUUCUUCGAUGAUGGAACGGUAUUCCUGGAUGCAGCUGCAUUCAUUGAAGACUGUAAGGAUGCAUUUAAGAGUGGUUUCUCGAUUGCCUUGCGGGGCAUGGAGUUCCGGUCUGAAAAGGUUGCUGCUAUAGCUUCUGCUCUGGCUGAUCUGUUUGGUCAACCUUCUGUAGGAGCCAAUUUAUACUUCUCGCCUCCAAGAUCUCAAGGCCUGUCCCGGCAUUAUGAUGAUCACUGUGUACUUGUUUUGCAACUAGUUGGACACAAGAAGUGGAAGAUUUGGCCCAGUACAAAGUCAGUUUUGCCUAGACUAUAUGAACCUUUUGACUCGUUAGAUGGCCUGGUGGACGAUAGUGGUGGAAGGAUAGAAGUUUUACGUGAAGGCGACAUAAUGUAUGUUCCAAGAGGCUAUAUCCAUGAGGCUCACACUGCAGUUGCCGAGGAAGAAUAUGAAGUCAAUGCAUCCUCCAAUUACUCACUCCAUUUGACCCUUGCAAUUGAAGUUGAGUCACCCUUUGAGUGGGAAGGAUUUGCACACAUUGCUCUUCACUGUUGGUUGGACGAGCAGAGUCGAUCCGUCAACUCCAAGGUGGAAGGACAAGCUCUGUUAUUCGCUCUCCUGCUGCAUGUGGCCAUCAGGCUGCUCUCCGACAACGAUCCUAUUCUCAGGAAGGCGUGCAUGGUUGCGGCAAAGCUCCCAUCACCUAGCAACUCCUGCGCGACGACUCAACCAGACUCUCUCAGAAGCAUCCAGAGAUCAACCUUCGCCGAGAUACUCAACAACAUCGACAAGAAUUGCAGCUUCCAGGAUGCCCUGAGGUCCAUCGAAGUCGCGGUCAAUGACCGGAAUGACGAGGCCUUCCAGUGGAUGUCCUGGCUCCGACAUCUCCCGCAGCACGGAGACGGGAUCAAUUUCUGUGACGUGCUGGGAACCCUUGGAGAGGAUGUGAAGACAUUCAGCUCCGACCGCGAGCGAGCUUCGGCGGGGUUCACGGAGUUCAAGUCGAGGUUCUGUCGGAGCGUGGUGUUCGAGGAUGCGUGCCAGGGGUUUGAGACGCUGCUCCAGAAGUAUAGAACGUCUAGGAGCCAGUACAUGAGGGGCAUGCUGGCGUUGCACGGGAGACGUGGGUGUUAACUGCCGGAGCGGAAGCCGGAUUCCUAGCUCUUGCAAGAUACUAUAAUUUUCAGGGAUUAACUUGCUACUUACUCCAUUUGUUAUCAGUCAGUUUAACUUGCUUGAUGUACUACCACUCUGAUUGGAUAUCUGGCAUGUUACAAGUGAGAAUGAUAUUGUCAAGCUAUAAAAAACUGAAGGGUUUCUGCUCGAAACAA
Molecule: messenger RNA, 2617 nt
Organism: Brachypodium distachyon (stiff brome)
Lineage: Eukaryota; Viridiplantae; Streptophyta; Magnoliopsida; Poales; Poaceae
Exons: 4
Coding region: 111-2420 (769 amino acids)
Cellular component (GO): nucleolus
Molecular function (GO): histone H3K4 demethylase activity; histone H3K36 demethylase activity
Source: RefSeq, a predicted model, not a curated record